CGUGGCUUCUUGGCCCGGCGCCAGCUGGCUAGCUUGCGUCUCAAGCAUCAAGCAUACGUUGAAGCCAUGGAGCGGCUGGAACGGGAUGCCUGGGUUGCCAUGGUCAAGCGUCAACAAGAACAAGAUGCACGACAGCUGCAGCUGGAGCGCGAACAGCGUAAGCUGAAGCAAGCGCAGACCCUGCGUGAGAAGCAACUUCGGGAGGCCGCUUUCGACGGUGAAGUGGAUGAUAUCAUCAGUUUGCUUCAGCAGGGCGUAAGUGCUUUCCGUCUGCAAAUGCUGCGUUCACCCGAUGGCAAUGGCGACACAGCUCUCUCCGAAGCUGCGGCGGGUGGUCAUUCUGAAGCAUUGGCCCUCCUGUUGCAUCGUGGCGCCCGAGUGAACGCGCGUGGGCGCUUUGAGCGCACGCCUCUCUUUCGAGCAGCUUUUGCUGGUCAUGUGGAAGCCGUCAAACUGCUCCUGCACCACGGUGCUGACCCCCGUCUCUAUGAUAACGAAGGGAUGCCCCCACCUGAGGUAGGUGACAAAGCAGAGAGGCGCAAGCCUUUGUCAUCCACACGCCCAAAACGAGUCGAACUUCGUGCUUGUCGUUUACUCAAUGCUUGUUUACCCCUGCCCCUUUGA
Monosiga brevicollis MX1 is the source of this 624-nucleotide messenger RNA. RefSeq lists its product as uncharacterized. Lineage: Eukaryota; Choanoflagellata; Craspedida; Salpingoecidae. The record is from RefSeq and is a predicted model, not a curated record. The transcript has 5 exons. Gene Ontology annotation, cellular component: cytoplasm; nucleus. Gene Ontology annotation, biological process: regulation of barbed-end actin filament capping. The annotation marks the transcript as partial. Gene Ontology annotation, molecular function: protein binding.